UAGACCUAUUCUGAUAAUUUAUUGUUUUGAGGUCAAUCUGGCAUGGAAGUUGUAAAUGUUCUUUUCUUUACAUUUUGUACAUUUUGGUGGUAAAGCUCUCCGGAUCUUCUUAUCUAAACUUCUGACAAUAAUAUAUUUAUCUUGUAGAGGUCAUUGGCUUCAUACAUAAAAAAAUUUGCCUGUUCAAAUGCGAAGACUGAAGAUCUAUGGGCUGUUCUUGAAGAUGAAUCAGGUGAACCAGUAAAGAUGUUGAUGAAUUCUUGGACAAAGCAGAAAGGUUAUCCUGUUGUUUAUGCAAAAGUUAACAAUGGGAACUUGCAACUUGAGCAGACACAGUUUUUGUCAAGUGGGUGCGAAGGGAAUGGACAAUGGAUUGUCCCUAUUACAUUAUGUUGUGGUUCAUAUGCAUCUCAGAAGAAGUUCCUAUUGAAAACAAAAUCUGAGAAGUUGGAUGUGCCAGAACUGUUCAAUCCAGAAAAUCAGAAGAUAAGUGGAAGUGUCUGGAUUAAAUUUAAUGUUGACCAAACAAGCUUCUAUAGGGUGAAAUAUGAUGAUGAACUUGCAGCAGGACUAAGACGUGCAAUAGAGGCUAAUCAACUUUCUCCAACAGAUAGAUUUGGUGUUUUGGAUGAUUCAUUUGCCCUUUGUAUGGCUUGUAAGCAAACAUUGUCAUCUUUGCUGUCUCUGAUGGCCGCCUUCUCAGAAGAGGAUGAAUAUACUGUUCUUUCUCAAAUGAUCACUAUUAGUUACAAAGUUAUUAGUACUGCUGCUGAUGCCACUCCAGAGUUGCUAGCGGACAUCAAACAGUUCUUGAUCAACCUUCUCUGGCAUUCCGCAGACAUGUUGCUUGCUCAUUUUUAACAGAUUUAUGUUGCUACUGGUCAUCUUAUUACCAGGAA
This is a messenger RNA of Musa acuminata subsp. malaccensis (wild Malaysian banana), 899 nucleotides long. Lineage: Eukaryota; Viridiplantae; Streptophyta; Magnoliopsida; Zingiberales; Musaceae. The record is from RefSeq and is a predicted model, not a curated record.